Messenger RNA from Mesorhabditis belari, 1659 nucleotides. NCBI's taxonomy places the organism in Eukaryota, Metazoa, Nematoda, Chromadorea, Rhabditida, Rhabditidae. The record is from the annotation of a GenBank genome assembly.
AUGAUUUCAGAUAAUCCCACUUCGUUUGUUGAUGUUAACACGUUUACAAAUCAUAUUAUGCGCAGGGAAUUGAUGCUCACGCUUGAAAAUAUGUCUCCGAAACUAGCCGCUCCCGCUCCGGCACCACCAUCGCUUUCUUUUGGUGCCGCUGGAAGCCCAUUCGACUCUAGCGCUUUGAACGCUCUUCUACCAGGCCUGGCAACCCGGUCAGCUUUCUCGGUGGUUUGUGGUGCGGGUGGAAACGUUUUGCCGGGAGUUACGACAGCCUCGAAUUUCUUCGACGUCGGCAGCCCGCCAGCCACCAUUUCAACGGCCGCCUCCCCGUUUGCUCCAUUAUUGUUCCCAAAUAUCGGAUCACCGCAAUCGAUUCCACCGACACCAGUCCUUCAAUCGACCGCGCUGCCGGUGGUUACCAGCUCGGCGCUGGUAAACGCUGUCCAAGCGUUGACAGCCGGUUCCCCACAAGCUCCAGUUUUGUUCAAUCAGCUCAUCCAAUUCCCGCAAACGGAUAAUCGCCUUGACUUGGUUGGAUGGAGAGUUCGUGAGCCGGUCGACUGGACGAUGGACGAUGUGGUCGGGUGGAUGCUCGAAACGAGUAAGCGUUUGGGCAUCCCGUGUGAGGAUAUCAAUAUGAGCAAGUUCGCCACUCUUUCUGGAGCUGAAUUGUUAAAAAUGAAUGAGAACGAUUUCACCGAUUGCGAUCCAAGCUACGGAAAGCUAUUCUACCGGGAAAUGGCCAGAUUUUUAAAUGUUACCAUCCCUGAGGACAACAUUUUGGAUGAUGUUCUGAGGAAAUACAAAGAUUUGGAGGAGUCAAAGCCGACAAUUGACACCAAUGCGAUCUUCCAACAGCAGAUUCAACGGCAACAAGAAAUGAACAACCUAUUCGCUGCUCAACAACAACUCACACAGACUUUGGCUAACAAUAUCCGAGCGCAAUCGAUUGCACAAUUCACAAACAAUCUUUGCGCUGCUUUAAAUCCAACUGGAUUGAAUUUAAACAAUUUGGCGGCUUCUCCAUUGUUGGCAAACACUUUGCAGAGAAGGAACUCAAUCUCCAGUGAUUACUUGCCGUGUUUCCAACAAGGACCCUCAACAAGCGGAGGAUAUGAUUCGGAGUCUGAGAUCAAAGGUGUCUUCAAGAAUCGACCACUUGAUGGGAAAAUCCGAAAACGCUCUCAGCACGCUAAGGGCAAUAAGUUGUGGGAGUUCAUCCGUGAUGCUCUGAAAGAUCCAUCAACUUGUCCAUCAGUAGUGCGAUGGGAAGACCCAAACGAGGGAGUUUUCCGAAUCGUUGAAUCGGAGAAGUUGGCAAGACUUUGGGGCGAGCGCAAAAACAACACAAAGAUGACUUACGAGAAGCUCUCAAGAGCAAUGAGGACCUACUACGACAAGCAGAUUCUCGUGCCAGUGCCUAAAACUGGCUUGUACCCGAAGAAAUUGGUCUACAAUUUGAUAUGGAUCUCGAUCGUUCUCGCUCCAAACCUGGACCCCAUGAUACUACUACAACACAAAGAUUUUGCUGCCGGUGAGUGGCCGCAGACUGGUGUACAAAUUUGGGCCAAACGCACGCGGAUGGAACAAUGGUGGAGUGUCCGCUUCGUCCUCAUGGUCAGGCCCAUCGGCUGGAACUGGCUCGGACGAAGACGAAGAACAAGA